CGUUGCUUCUCUCUAACAAAUCCAAAGUAAUAUAACAAAAACAACCAUACCUCUUUCUCUUCUCAACCUAACAUGGCUCUUUCUUCCUCAUUCUUCAUACUAACCUUCUUCUUCCUCUUCGUUUUUCUCUUCACACUCUCUCCUCUUCCUGUUUCUGCAACCGACCACAUCGUAGGUGCUAACCGUGGCUGGAACCCUGGUAUGAACUACACUCUUUGGGCCAAUAACCACACUUUCUAUGUCGGCGAUUUCAUUUCAUUUAGGUAUCAGAAGAAUCAGUACAACGUGUUUGAAGUGAACCAAACUGGUUAUGAUAACUGUACCCUAGACAGUGCUGUUGGAAAUUGGUCUAGUGGGAAAGAUUUCAUAUUACUGAAUAAGACUAUGAGAUAUUACUUCAUUUGUGGUAAUGGCCAAUGCUUAAAUGGAAUGAAAGUUUCAGUUCUUGUUCAUCCACUUCCUCCUCCUCCUACUUCAUCUCAACACAACCAUUCAGCACCAAGCUCUGCUGCUUCUAUGGUCUUGGAGUAUUUGGGACUUAACUCUCUAUUCUUGUCUUUUGCUUUUCUUUUGUUUGGAUUUGUUUUGGUAUAGCCAAUUUGCCACUUUGCAAAAUUUAGCUUUUUGUUUUUGUUGUUGUUGCUGCUGUUAAUUUCUAGUAUUCUUAAUUCAUUGUUUUAUCAAAGUUACUAAUUCUUAUACCACUA
Lathyrus oleraceus (garden pea) is the source of this 707-nucleotide messenger RNA. RefSeq names its product lamin-like protein. Bases 73 to 594 code for a protein of 173 amino acids. Lineage: Eukaryota; Viridiplantae; Streptophyta; Magnoliopsida; Fabales; Fabaceae. The record is from RefSeq and is a predicted model, not a curated record. Gene Ontology annotation, molecular function: electron transfer activity. Gene Ontology annotation, cellular component: plasma membrane. The transcript is spliced from 2 exons.